AUGAAUCGGGGAAAAUGUUUUCACAACCUGGUCACACUGCAUUGUAUACCAGAAAAAAAAAUGGUAUUAGCAUUAGCAGCGAAAAAAUCAAAUAAAUAAAGAAAAAAUCAAUUAAAAGUGCGCCGAUCCAAAGGAUAAACACAAAAGACUCAAUAAACAACAUCAGAUGCCUAAGAAUCAGCAGGAAAACCCGACACCGAACCAUUAGGCUAGUGAAAAAGUGCAAAAUAAACAUUCGCCCGUGGGAAGGGGAAUACAGCAAGCACUCGAGAUUCUCCCGAAAAUACACCUAUUACUCCAGUCCAAGAAUACCACACGGAGCGCUUUGGAUCUACAAUGGCCACCAGCGAGAUAUCGAGCUCCAAUGAGCGUCACUACUAUGCCAAACUGGAGGCCAUCAAGGACAUCAGGGACAAGACCCUGUCGCUGGAGAAGCUCAAGGUGCGGAUCAUCAAGGAGGUGAAGCUGAGCGACGACGAGGAGAAAUGCCUGGAGGAGUACCGCAAGGAGAUGGAGCACCUGCUCGAGGAGAAGAUGUCGCACGUGGAGGAGCUGCGCCAGAUCCAUGCGGACAUCAACGACAUGGAGAACAUCAUCAAGCAGACUAAGGAGAACCAGACGCGCUCCUUCGACAUGGCCAACCGGGUGUACGAGGAGUACCUGGCCCUGAAGUACCAGAUUGAUCACAUGCGCCGUGACUAUCUCGGACUUAGUCCGCUGCGAGAUCUUCACGAGGAGGAGGGCAGUCCCAUUUCAAAGGAUCGCUUCCAGACCAAUUUCCUUAAGGUGGCCGCCCAAUCGGCGGCAGCAGCAGCUGCUGCAGCAGCGGCGGCGGCCUCGGUUAAUCAGACCUCAUCGCUGGCCCGUCCGCACGCCCGGCAUCCUCUGAUGCCGGAGGCCACGGUGACGGCACUGCCCUCCGGCGGCGGACAGGGAGGCGUUGGUGGUGGCGGCGCUGCAGGCGGUGGUGCAGGAUCCGUGGGCGGCGGAGGAGCCGGAGGCGGUAAUCCUGGACACGCCUUCAUGCCACCCGCCCCGCCGGGAGCAGGCAGUGCUGCUGCCGCCGCCGCUGCGGCUGCUGCUGCAGUGCGUCUGGGCAAGGGCGAUUUCUCAGCACCACCGCCACCGCCGCCGCCCAGCAAUCGACUACAGCAAUCGCCCUCGAUCGGCAUCGGCCACCAUCCCUCGUUCCGCUCCGACUUUAAUGUGAAUCUCCGCCAGCAGCCGCCACCCAUGAAGUCCUGUCUGUCCUGCCACCAGCAGAUCCACCGGAACGCGCCCAUCUGUCCGCUCUGCAAGGCCAAGUCGCGCUCCCGCAAUCCCAAGAAGCCCAAGAAGAAGAACAACUAAUCGGCCACC
Molecule: messenger RNA, 1359 nt
Organism: Drosophila erecta
Lineage: Eukaryota; Metazoa; Arthropoda; Insecta; Diptera; Drosophilidae
Product: zinc finger C4H2 domain-containing protein
Exons: 1
Coding region: 337-1350 (337 amino acids)
Biological process (GO): positive regulation of neuron differentiation
Cellular component (GO): nucleus
Source: RefSeq, a predicted model, not a curated record